This is a messenger RNA of Hemibagrus wyckioides, 10233 nucleotides long. RefSeq names its product RPGR interacting protein 1 (gene rpgrip1). The coding region runs from base 2758 to 5931 and encodes 1057 amino acids. Gene Ontology annotation, cellular component: photoreceptor connecting cilium. The transcript has 24 exons. The record is from RefSeq and is a predicted model, not a curated record. Gene Ontology annotation, biological process: retinal rod cell development; non-motile cilium assembly. Lineage: Eukaryota; Metazoa; Chordata; Actinopteri; Siluriformes; Bagridae.
CCAUCAACCAGUUCCAGGAUGAUCAUGCCACAGUUAGGGUUGUGCACUAAAUACAUCAAUCACUUUUUCUUUUAAAUUAUGCGGUUGACCAGGUGUGUAUGCAUUGCCUAGCUGUGGAAGACAUCACCAGGAUGCACUACGGUAAGAAGCAAAUCCAGUCAGUGUGAUGCUCUGGGCAAUGUUCUGCUGGGAAACAUUAGGUCCAGGCAUUUAUGUGGAUUUUACUUAGACACAACAUCUACCUAAACAUUGCUGUAUACCAGGUACACCCCAUCAAGAUAUUCCUUAAUGUCAGUAGACUAUUUCAGCAGCCUAAUGUGCCCUUCCACACUGCAAACAUUGCUCAGGAAUGUUUGAGGAACAUGGCUAAGAUAUCAAGGUGUUGAUUUGGCCUCCAAAUUCCCCAGAUCUCAAUCCAUUUGAGCAUCUGUGGGAUGUGCUGGACAAACAGGUGCAAUCCAUAGAGACAUCACCUCCUGGAGGCACCACAACUUACAGGAUGUAAAGGAUCUGCUGUUAACGUCUUGGUGGCAGAUACUACAGCAAACCUUCACAGGUUUUGUGAGUCCAUGUAUCAACAUUUACAUAAUUUAGCUGAUGCCCUCAUCCAUAGCAACUUACAGAAGUGUAUUUUAGCAAAAACACAUCCUAAGGAACUAAGAGCACAGUACGAGAAAGCAGGGAACUAAAAGAACAGUACUGCUGGAGAAGUGUGGACAAUUUGGCGAGUUUAAAAAGUAAUGCAACUGCUUUCUGGAUUAGUUGCUGGUACCAUGCAUCCACAGAUAGGGGCUAUCAAACUAUUGUUAAAUGGUUAUUGAAAGCGAGUUAUUGUUUCAUCCUGAUGCUUGGACCUCUUGCAGUAUUGUUUCACUGAUUAUUAUUGCCAGAUACUGUAGAACUGUACCUUUCCAAGCCAUUAGCUAUAGCUAUAAAGAACAUCAUGUGGACAAAUUAAGUACUGUUUACCUUUACUGUUCUAGACCUGUAUGGUGUAAUGAUUUAUAAACAUUGUAUCUUCUGUCAACCAGAAGAGUAUGGCUUAUCUUUUGAUUCUGGUUCCUCUUAAGGUUUCUUCUUCAUGCUAUUUUGUGGAGUGCAUUCUUGCCUUUGUCAACUCUGGUUUGCACAUUAGGGAUGUUUAUUAAAAAUACUGUUAAAAUACUGUACAAAUAAAAGAGAAUAUUCAUUCAUUCAUUCAUAUUUUUGCUCUAUAUAAUAAAUAAAUGAUAAUUGUAUGUUGAAACUGCAUUUGUCAGAAAGAUGAUAUUAAUAAGGUAUAUUCUCUAAGUACUCUCUCUCUCUCUCUCUCUCUCACACACACACACACACACACACACACAGCGCUUUUCUUAUGAAGCACUCUUCAUAAUCUGAUUAGCUUUGUAAACCUUCUGUUCUUUUCCUUCCAGGCAUGCAUGCGAACAACAGCCUUAUCAAUUACAUCAGCCUGUGUGAGAAUUACAGACAUUAAGAGCACAAUUCCAAUAUUAUCCAUAGCUUAGUUAUAUUGCGUAAACCAAUAUCAAAUGGGCUGGACCAAAAAUCAAUACCAGACCAAUAACACUUCCUCUUAAAUCCUCUUACAUGUUUUCAUUUAUUUUUGUUCAUUUAUCUGCAAAAGUUGUGAUUGCAUAAUUGUGAAUUUUCCUCUGGGAUUAAUAAAGUGAUAUAUCUAUUAAUCUAUCUAAAAAUGUAUCCCAGUAGAGUUCAAAGGACUAGCUCUUUUUUUAACCUUUCAAUUCAAUUAUAAUUUAAAAGACCAUUUUAAUUUAAAACAUGGAUUCUAGAUGAGUUUCUGGUGGGCCUGGAUUAGCAUCAUAUCAAGCUAGUUUUGGGCAAUGGCCAUAUGCUUGACACCCCUGGGUAGAUAGAGGACAUAAAGUAGUAGAGACAGAGGGGGGAGGCACAGGCAGAUAGAGAUUACUAAACCGAUUAGCUUGGGGUCAUGGAACAGAGCCUUUUACAGGACAACAAGUAACAUCCUGUGUUAAAUUGAGACAAGAGCACAAACAUGCGAUGAGGUGAGAGUAGAAGAAACAGAGAGGCAAAUAAAUGGAUGGAACUUCAGAAAAGACAGCAUAAGGAAAAAAAACAUUCGGCAGUUACUGUAUGUAAGAGUGAUGGCUUAAAAUGUGAUUAAGGAUAGGCAGUGUGAUAGAUGAAAAACAACAAUUUUACUGCUCUGAUCACCACCACAACUUUUUAUCCACAAGCGUAUUUUCAACUGCAUUAAAAGUAAGUAUAGAAUUAAAAUGUCCUCUGUCUACUUCUUUUCUUUCAUCAUCUUUCAUUCGCUUCAUUCUCCUGCCUUGCUUUGACAUUGCUCCCCAUCUUUCAUCCAAAUAAACAUGAUCUCAUUGGAGAACUAUCUGAACAUAUAUAAAAUUAAUGAAUUGUUUCUUAAUAGUGACUUAUUUCUUCAAUGAGUAAGGAAAAUAAGAAAAAGAUUAAAUGGAAGUGGGCUGCAAGAUCAAUGCUUCAGGUAAAGGUAGAGAUAUAGGAAUAUAGAUAAAUAGGAAUACCUGUGGACUUUACUAUGUAAGAUGAAUAUUUGCAGGAUUUCAUGCAUAGAUUGGUGGUUUUGCUUCAAGUAAUUUAUUUGAAAGCUCUGAAUGCUACCUAGCUGAGAGAAGCUGAACUAGUUGUAACUAUUAUCAGUGAGAUUUUUGUGUCUGUGUCCAGAUGCUGCAGAAAUCAAAUAAACAAAUCAUCACUGAUUGUGGAUAAGAGUAAGGGACAUUCCAGUGAGGAUCCAUGCCCAUCAUGCAAGAACAAGAUGUGCGGUCCUCAAAAAGACCUCUAAAAGUCCUGAAAAUUAAAGAUCUUCAGCAUGUGUCCAACCUAUCACAGAAGCAGCUUGAGGACCAGCAUCUCUGUCUAAAGGAGGAGAGUACACUCCUCAAACAACAUGUACAAAUACUAGAGCAGAAACUAUACAGGUUCUCCACUAAAUUGUCAAAGCUGAGGAACGUACAUUCUGGUUUGUCUUGGGGGCAAAAUAUUGACGCUCAUGACACUAUUGAGGAGCUGAAGGAUCGUGUAGUUACUCUGGAAAGCCAGAAGGAGGUGUUGCAGAGAAAACUUAGCAAGGCCAGACAGCAGAUCCUGGCACUGGGCCGACAAGCUCACCAAAGUCCACACAUGGGACAGGGUUUACAACAAGAGGGAGAAGUCACACAGACAACUCAAACAGUCCCAGCUCACUAUGCACUCAGCUCCAUGGAUGAUUACAAAGGACAGAGUAAUGGACUUUUUAUAGCACCACAGGCAGUAAGAUUAACAGAGCUUGAACUGGCAAUUCGAUCACUCAGAGAAACCUUUAAACUAAAAGAGAAAGAACUGCAAUACUCUAUGAAAGGACCAAACAAAAAGCAAGUUGAUGAACUCAGACUUACAAUAAAAAAUAAUGUAAAUGUGAUCAGGCUGCAGAAACAGCUGUCUAAUGAAAGGACUGCUCUUUUGGUCAUCAAGGAGAAGUUUACAGGGCUAAAACAGGCUUAUGAAACUCAGCUGGAAGAGGGCCAGAGGUCACUGCAUCAGAAUCAGGAGGCCUUGCUCGGACAAGUAGGGCAACUGAGUGAGCAAUUAAAACAGGAAAAACAGAAGGCACUGAUCCUAGAAGGUCAGCUUAAUACUGCCACUAUUUCACUUCACAGCUUGGCAGAGCUCCAGGAGAGGGUCUCAGACAUUGAAGGGGAAAGAAAUCUCCUGAAGAGGAGCUAUAAUGCACUACUAAUUAGGACUCUGUCUGGCCAUAGCCAUGGUAAUGAACAUGAAUGCGAUAAAGAGAGUGAAAAACAGGAAAUGGAGAACUGUAGAGCUGACAUGGUAGUACUGAAGAAAAAGCUGGAGGAUCAAAAUAAUGAGAGAGAGAUGGAGCAGGAAAAAAAGAGAGUGGUGCUAGACUAUGAAACAACUCAAAUGGAAAGAUCACAAAAAAUGGCCAUGACCACUACCCUUAGAGAAAAACAUGACUUCCUGGAGCAAGAAGUACUACAGUACAGGCAGAAUGUGACAUCCCUACAAGACAGACUAGACAGAGUAUCAAAAGAUUUUCAGACGGAUGUGGAAGACCUUAGCGAGAUUCUAAUGCAAAUUAAGGCUUUUCGAUUGCAGCAAGAGAGUUGUAAGGGCCUGACAUUCAUGGUGAGUAAUGAGAAGGUCCAAGAUCCAUCACGAGAGUUGGCUGCUCAACAAGUCUCUCAUGUGGAAACCAUACUAGAGCUGCAGAAAACCCGGGAAUUGUUGGUUAUGCAACAGAAGAUCAAUAGUGACCUGCAGGCUUACAUGAACAUAGAAAAGGAGAGAGCAGAAGGGGAAAGAGAACGGAGAAGAAGGGAGGUCAGUGAAAAAGACAAACUGCUGAAAAAUAGGGCACUUCAAAUCAACAGUUUACAAGAUCAGCUGAGGAACUUAACAUACCCUCCUGGAAACCGCAAUCAGAUUAUACCACAUCAAUACACAUGGACAGGAGUGGGUCAGGAAUCAGUCCAGAUGAUGGAGGGGAAGACCAUUCUAAAUCAGCUCCAGGAUGGAGGAUCCUUGCUUGAAAUCAGUCUCAUGGGGGCCACGUUCACCCCUGUGGGAUUGAGACUCAUGAGACAGCAGAAAGUUGUGGAUACCAGUGGUCCCUUUGAGGUGGUGACAUUUUGUACCUACUCAUUCCUUGACUUUGAAAUGCAUUCAACCCCACUGGUUUCAGGGACACAACCAAACUAUGGCUUUACAUCCUGCUAUGUUCUUACUGGCCUCAGCCCCACCAAGCUUGAGAGUCAAGGGGUUUUUGUACAUGUUGAAGUACAUCAGGCACUUGGAGGAGUGCAAUUCAUAACCCGGGGCAGAGCAAAAAUCCCCCUCAUACAAGCACUACAGCACAGAGGAGAAAAAGUAAAAGGGAGAGUGAACAUUACAGGAUCCAAAGGGGAAAUAAUAGGGGUCCUGGAAUUCUGUCUCUGUCUGUUCUCUGAAGUGGAGGCAAAAGAUAUUGGCACUGACCGAUUGCCCGUACACACAGCUUUAUACCGGAGUCACAUACAGCCUGAACCAGAGCCUUCCAAUCAACUCAGAAUGCAUAGUCCUGCCAGAUCACAACAUCCCCAGUUUCCUGCACCCAAGUCACCUCCAAGAGAACCAGGAGCUAAAUGGAUACAGUUUCCAAUUUACAACCAAACUGGUCAUACAAGAUCAUUUAACCACAAUCUGAAAAUGCCUGACUCUGGUCACACCUCAAUUAGCAGUAAGCAAAGGAGCUCAAGACAUCAUUCAAGGGCAAUGGAACAGGAAGACAAGGAGAAAGGAGAAUCAUCAUCCCAGCCUGUAAGUCUGAGAGACCAAAUGGACAGUGAAGUUUUAGAGUCUUUGGAAUCCAUCACCACCAGUGAUAGUGAUGUUGUUAUUCCCCAGCUUGAAGCACCUGUCAAACAGGGCUGCAGACUUAAAAUAGAGAUCUUAUCACUUUUGUUUGACCCUUCCUCAAGUGUUGCAUUAGACCAAUCUGUGCAGCAAGUUUAUGUGGAGUACCGGCUCUUAGGCAUUCCCAGAGAGACCACAGAAACCCCCGUGUCUCUGCAAAAACCAACAGAGGGGGAAGAAAUACAUUUCAACUUUAGCAGAGUCAUUCAUGUUGACUCCAUGAAGGCAGCUCCUCUGAAACAGUACCUCUAUACUAAACUGGAAAGGACUGAUGCUAAACAGGGCAGGUUAAAGUUCACUGUGGUCAGUGAGCCUCUGAAUGAGGAGGAUGAAUGUGUGGAUGUUGGCCAUGCCUACUUGGACUUGCAGGAACUACUUCUUACAGGGAAUGAUGUAACUGAAUGCCAAAUUGAUAUUGUCAGAAUGGAUGAUGAUCAGGAGGUGGUGGGGAGGCUGAAAGUGUCUUUAGAGGCAGCACAAGCUUUAACAGGAAUCUCCUGGGAGAACCCAAACUAGGAAGAAUGGAAUUAGAAGACAGAAGAGGAGGCAAGAAAAAAGUGCUUGAUCUUGAAUUUAUCUGAAAAUCCUGAAUAAAUUCCUUGAUAAUAUGUGUUGAUUAGUGGAUGAUGAAAAAGAGUUUAAAGCUAUUCUAAGCAAAAUAUUCUCCAAAGGAGUCCAUUUUCAUUUCUCAGUCUCACACAGUCUAACCAUACAUUGAAAUAAAUAAUAUAAUGUGCAUGUAGAUGCAACAUUGUGUCACAGGAAAUGACAGUUGGAGUACAAGCUUUAUUUUUUCAUGCAAGCAGUUACACCUUCUGUGUCAAAAAAAAAAUGGCUACACUUUUUUUUUAUGUCUGAAUAUUGUAAGUUGAAUCUGACAAAUGCAUCAGCCUGAAAUAGCCAUAAGUAUUCAUGAAAAACUCUGGAAAUAGAGGAGAUGAAGACCAUAUGGAAACCAUAAGAAUAGAAAUGUCCCUGAAAUGAAUGUCCCUGUCCCUGUCUGACUAGGCAUCUAAUCACCUUCAACUAACUAGUGGGUAAAUCCAAAAAAAGGACAGCCGGCACCAGAAGCCAUAGAGGCCAUACUUGCCGGACAAAGGCUGCCAAAAGGGCACCUAACUGUUGAAAGAUUUGGAGAUUUCAACCCAGUUUAAAUUAGGCAUCUGAGAUUACUUACUUGCAGAAAACGUGGUUUGUUUUCAUUUCCAAUUGGAGUGGUUUAUUAUUUGUAACCUAAAUUUGACCUGAUUGAAUGUUGUUUUAUAUUGUACAAAGCUAGUUUGAUCUUUGCUUCUCUCUCCUUACAUCGUUAGCCCUUUGUUCAUACAGUGUAAUAACACUAUCAUUUUCCUGUUCAAUCUCAAUAUCAAACCUACUGUAUUACAUAUCAGACCUAUUGUAAUAAAUUUCUCCAGUUUUGGUUUGACUACUUGUCACACACACACACACAAGAAAGUAAAGAUACCACACAAUGGUAGUCCAGUUAAAAAAAUAGUUCUUACCCAAGCAUUCUUGGUAGUAUGUGUACUAAAUAAAUGUUAUUGAGCUUUACUUUGUCUCUUAGAUCAAAAUCUAAGCUAAUGUAACUCUGAACCUUCAGAUCAUUUUAUCUAUUCACUUGUCACUAUUAUUAUACCUAAUUAAUAAUUAGGUUAUAAUAGUUUUUAUAACACAGUAUAAUAGUAUGAUUUAAUAAUCAUUAAUUAUUUUAAUAAUAACUAAAGCCCCAAAUAUUAUUAUACAAGUCAUUUUAUGAGACUGAUCACCCAAAGAAAUGUACAGCCUUAUAAAGUAUACUACUAUUUUUUUUUUGAAAGUUGAUAAAGUGGCAAAAAUAUCUAAAUAUGCAGCAUUUAAGAUGAAGACAGGGGAUAUGGUAGUCAUUGUGGUUAGACUUGGUAGAACAGAGCUUAAAAUAAUUGAAUUGAUCAUAACUAAAACAUAAUACCAAGUUCAGUACUUCACUGUAAUAAGUUAUUUGAUUGGCUUAGAUAUUCUACAUUGGUCAUGUUUGGAUUCUGUUUACUGGGGUAAAUCUUGACAGCGGUAGUAUUAUGCACAUGCAUACCUGCAGGCAUUUGAUACCUAAUAAGAAGAAAACAGGAAUUAUGAUAGUGGGGUUCAAGAAAAAACACUAUUAUACUGGGAGAGAGCAUUUUACUAAAUUAUUUUCCCUAAAAUGGCUUUUACAAGGAUUUUUUCCUUGAAAAAAUCUAAAAGGAUCUUAAAAGUUUGUUAUAUUUGUGUUUUGGACAGGUUUAUUACAAAAAUCUUUACAUAUAGUUGUUUUCCAUUUUUAGAUCUUUAGAUUUUUAGAAAAUUUAGAUCAAUUAUGAGGAAGCCACAUGUGAAACUGAAAAGGAAACAACAUGAGGAAGAAACUUUGAGAGGAACCAGACUCAAAAUGGAAUCAGUAGAUUGUGUUAUAAUGAGUCAUUACCCUUUCACAACUGUACACUAUAGAUAAACAGUGUUGAAUGUAAGAAAAGGAUCUUCAGUAUGAACAUCAGGGUUUAGCAUCAUUUAGUUUUCAGUUCAAGUCUGUUGUUUCCAAAUGAUGUUAUCCAUUACUAAUGAAUGUGACAUGAGUGUAAACUACUUUCAGUAAGUGUAAGCUUUAGGCAAUCCAAGAAUAGUGAUGAGAAUAGUCACUACAUUUUCAAAAUAUUUAUUUAGUAAACUAAAGAUUUAUUUAGUGAUACUAAACUUUUGUGGAAAGCUGUAUAAUAUAAAAAGCCUUAGUCACAAGGACAUCCUUUUUUGGUUGAUUAAUUUAACAUGUUAAUGUGUAUUAACUUUUCAAAUGAAGAGUCAUUGACUCAGCUGUUUGGACAACUAUGGGAAGUUCAGUCCACCAGCAUUUCAUUUCCUGAAUAGGACACAAAAGGCAGAAACCUCAAAACAAAAGAGCUGGUUGCAGUACAUGCCUGUAAAAGCAUUACAAAAGAAGAAUUCAUCAGUUUGGAUGCCACUUCACUGAUAUAGUUAUUAAAUGUUAUUUGCUUUACUUUAAGACAUUCUAAUACCUUGUCUAUAACUUAAAGUAAAGAUCUAUCAUUUCCUAUUCAUCUUUUGAACCCGAUCCCAAAUGUCUUCUGUGUAAAAGAAUUGGCCUUGCUGUCCCUAAAUAUUUGGAGGGGUAUGUGCUUAAUUAACUAUAAUACUAUUUUGGAUGUAGUCCCUAUUCUUUUUUUAAAAUAACCCCCCACUGUUUUGGUCAGGCUUUGUAUCGGAUUUUGAAACAGGGUUGUGGGGAUUUGUUCCCAUUCUGACAUAAGAGCAUUUAUAAAGUUGGGCACAAAUAUAGUGUUACAGAUGCUACACAUCUGGCUGUUGAGCCACACAAUUCUUUAGCACAUAUAUCCCACCAGGCCCUGCUGCUUUUCUAAAACUAGGUUUGUUUUUUGUUUUUUUAUCAUUAUGAUUACAUUUUUAUUGAAGUCUUAAAUUAUGAUUAGUUGUGGAUCCACAUGUAUCCUAAAUGUUUGUUACUUGUAUGUUGAGAUUUAUUAUUUUGUCUAUUUCUGUAUAUAAUUUUUUACAAGAUUUGAGUUUCUAGAGUGGUAAUUUAGUUUCAAUUCAGUUCAGUUUAAUUUAAUUUGUAAUGCACUUUUACAAUCACUUCAUUAGAAACACUAUACUAAUAUAGUGUAUGGCCUCGCUUUGCUCUUAAAGCACCCUCAAUUCUUUAUGGCAUGGAUUUCACAAGAUGUUAGAAACCUUCCUUUGAGAUUCUGGUCCAUGUUGACAUGACUGCACCUUGAAAUUGCUGCAGAUCUUUCAGGUGCACUGUACACUGCAUAUUUCCCUUCUACCAAACCCCAAAGGUGUUCUACUGGAUUUAUAGUUGGUGACUUGGAAGGCCAGUAAAAAAAAAAAACAUUGAGCUCAUUGCCAUGUUCAUGAAAUCAGUUUGAGAUAUUUACAUUAUUAUACUGGAAGUAGCAAUUAGACAAAGGGUAAAUUGUAGACAUAUAGGAAAGCAUAUGUUCAUGCCAAAUUCUGACCCUAGCAUUUGUGUGCCUCAAUAGAAAUCAAGAUUCAUUGCACCAGGCUACUUUUUUUUAAGCUUCAUUUACCCACUAGGGGAUUCUACUAGGUUUGAAAACAUGGCAAUGUAAUUUAGGAGUGAUCACCCCAUUCUCGUGUGUGUUGACUGACUUCUUAAUGAGCGUCAGGAAAUGCUUUCUAGGAUUUUAAAUGAGUUACACUACAGCUUAAUUACUGGAGAUUUUAAUUUUUUGAGUCGGAAAUCUCUUUGGAAAACUAUUUUGUAUAUGUCACUAGAAACUUGGAAUUUUCUUCACUUUAUAUCUCAAAGAAUAUUUCUGUGUGUGUGUGCGCUAGUUUGGUUUCUGUGUAAUAUAGUUCAAUUUGUCUCUGAUUAAAGAGAGAUGUCUUGUUUUUAAGUUAUUGUUGUAAACUGCCAGUCUUGUUACUGUGCUCAUAAAUAUUGUUUUUCCCUAUACUUAGAAUGUUAUUCUCUAUAGUCAAUGAAUGUAAUAUCCCUUCUAGAAUGAACAGCUACAUCCAUAUCAACUUACUGCUAGACAAUUAAUUUGAUGAGUUCACUCUGUCAACAUUCACUCUGUUAGAAUUCCCAGAAAUUUGGUUACUACACCCCUAUGAGCUAAACCUACAGGUAUUCCCUUACACAAGUAGCAUUUAGUUCAGUCAAUACAAUGUUCAGUUUAAAAUGCAUUCCAUAAGGUGUAGGAUUUUGAAUCGUAUAUUAAAAUUAAAAUCCUGUAAUGUGAUGUACCCCUCUAUGUAAAAUCAAAAAAUUCAUUUAAAUUUUAAGCUUACAAUCAGGCAUGU